Messenger RNA from Ictalurus punctatus (channel catfish), 4357 nucleotides. RefSeq lists its product as uncharacterized. Bases 1102 to 2787 code for a protein of 561 amino acids. Lineage: Eukaryota; Metazoa; Chordata; Actinopteri; Siluriformes; Ictaluridae. The transcript is spliced from 2 exons. The record is from RefSeq and is a predicted model, not a curated record.
UUAUGCAGUUUGUACAUUUGACAUUUUAAGUAAUAUUUGAAAAUUUAUUGUUUAAAAUAUGAAUUUCCAGUCAUAAAGACACAACAUGCUUCAGUCACUAAUCACAAUUUAGGUCUGAAGAAUAUAUUAAUUAUGUAGUAUUUAUAUAGUAUUUAUUUCUUCAGGACAGACUAAAGAGGAACUUAUUAUUGGCUGAGAUACACUGGGUGGACACUAGUUGAGAAGUUGUUGUUUUUUGUUUGUUUGUUUUUUUUUUUAAUGGUGGGGCACUUUCAAAUGACCGGCAUGUAAAUCUAAUUUAAAUAUAAAUACAGUAUGACUACAUCUAUAAUAUAUAGUAACAUUACACUUAUGCUUUCUUGAGUAUCAAGACCAAUGAACAAUGUUCAUGAAUUAUGUGUGGCACAAAACCAGCAAAAACCUCAACAGAGGGAGUUACAUAACCCUGUAUAGAGUUUAUUAUUAUUAUUAUUAUUAUUAUUAUUAUUAUUAUAUCUCAAAAACAAACAAGCUGAUGUAUUUCUAUCAAAUAAAUUACAUAUCUUUAUAGCUGUGCUUUUACCUUUGAGCCAAUGUAAUGUGAUAUCUUGCCUUAAAAUGUACAUUUAGGGAUAUAAAAAAUGUCAUUAUUACUGUAAGAUUAAUCGUAUGUGUGUGUGCGCGCGUGCAUUUCGUUAUGAAUUAUUGACCACACAACACGUUUGUGUAAUAAACUAAAAAUAUUUGCAGUCAGAAAAGUUCAAAGAUUUUGGAAUUUAUGAACUGGUUACUUAUUAAAGAAAGUACAAUCUGUGUUUAUGCAUUUUCAUACGUUUUAUGGGGGGAUUAAGGGGAAUCCUUAGAUUAUGUAAUCGAUUAUGUCGCGUAUAUUUGGAUUCAGUCUGUCACUGACUGUCCGUCGCCGUUAUUUGACGUCACUGACUGUCCGUCGCCGUCAUGACGUCACUGAAAGGCGACGCGCUGUUCGGUGUUUACCUUCGGGUUGCAGAAGCAGCGUUUACGCACAUUUUCGCAUUGUUUAUGGAAAUCAUUUCAUGCACAAGCAACUGGAUCUUUCCCUAAGGUCCUACAGUCUGUCUGUUCCAAGCUUUCCUGUCCACCAUGGCAAGUUCGAUGGUGAAAUUUACCUGGUGUUCUUGCCGCAACUAUAAAAUCCAGUCCAAAGACACGCACGAAAAGUGUUUAAUCUGCCUGGGAAUCCAACACGCCAAAGAGGCCAUCCUCGAGUAUGGAAAAUGUCCGCACUGUGCCAAGAUGGACUGGAGUACUUGUAUCAAGCGUCUCACCAAGGUGCAGGAGGUGAUCUAUCAGGAGGCCCAGCAACGGAAAAAUGAGGCGUCUCAGACCGGAAUUCAGCCUAAAUUUGAACCGGUGGUGUCAUCUGCUACGGUUAAAGGUGCUAAAUCUGUGAAAGUGGUGUCUGCUACACCUACUGUAUCACAGACUGAAAAUGCUGCUCCUGCGCCAUCUUUCUCCACUGCACCUGUCAUGUUCACCCUUCUCUCGCCGUCUUUGGACGUACCUGACCCAAACGCUGCAACGGUAAAUGGUGCAUACGUAUCACGUGUAGGCUUGCAGCAUAAGCUAGACUCGGCUCCGUCUGCAGCGCCUGCAUCGAUGCCUUCGACCUCACACAAGAGACGCCGUUCGUCUAGGUGUCACCCAUGCUGCAUGAAGCACUCGAGCAGGGGCUGUGGACGGAGACGGAAACACUCCCCCUCCUCACCUUCCUCCUCGCACACGUCCUGGAGCUCUGAAUCCUCCUGCGAAUCUGUUAGGGAGAAGAGGGCACGACGGGAAAAGAGGAAUUAUGCAAACAUCAACAGGCAGAGUGACCAGCUGCUUAUGAUGGUGCAGCAGAAACUGGAAGCCCAACAGAGAGCCAUGCAGGUACAGUGGAGCGUGAUGGAAAGAAGGCUCGACGUCUUGGAGAAGAGGAGUUCAACCGAUGUUCCAAAUUCAGCAGAAACCUCCAACGUGUUCACCACAUCCCAAGUGGAUCAGGGACAACAGACAGGUACCUCUUCUGGAUCUGUUCCCCUUUUGAAUGCGGUAAAACAAGAAGACGGGCCAGUAGAUAUCUCGCAUGCUUUAAAUUCCAGUUUACCGCUGCGAGUCAGUUCAAUGCAAGAGGUUCUCACGUCUGAAGAGCUGCAGAAUCUCAUAGUACGCGCAGCCAAACGCUUGGGUAUCGAUUUUCCCCAAUCCCAAAACGACUCACUACAUCCAAUUAUGGUGCCAGAAUUUGAGGACUUGGUCCAAAGUACGUGGUCCAACCCAGCGAGCUCACAACCCUUCAGGCCAGUGUUCUCUGAGUUGUACAAGCUUCACGAAAGCCAGGCUCCACCUUAUGAUCAUAUGCCUGAAGUCAACAAGCUGAUGGCGGCCAUCUUCCAAGCCGUCAUGCCUACAAGAAACAGAGAACAGCCAGUCUCUCCUGGACACUGGAGGUUCACUGACGCGCUUGCAGAAAACUCGUAUCAAACCGCCGGCAUGCUAGCGAAGACGGCUAACUAUUUGCGUUACUUGUCGGAUUACCAGAAGCGCCUUUUGGCAGAGAUUUCCGAAAACCCGACUUCUCAAAGGCUCACGGAUGUUCUAAGUGAGCUUAAGCUCAUCGGAGAGUUCACUUUUCAGCUCUCCUCACACCAGGCAGAACUUUCUGGAAGGAUCAUGGCAGCAUCAGUGGCUGUUAAACGACAGAUAUCGAUGGCCAAUACCAACUACACAGAUUCGCUAAAAGCUACGUUUGCAGAUCUUCCGUUUGCUGUCGAGACUCGAAAAUAGAAGCUUGAAAAUGAUCCGUUUCUGUUGUUUAUGAGCAGCGUGCUCGGUGACUACUUUUGCGUUUAAUGUGUACUUUUUGAAAUCUCCCAAUUUAUCCCAAUUUUAUAAUAUGUCAUCCAUUGUAUGUAGCCUUUGCGCAACGGUUAAGAAAUUGGUGCUUGUCUCUAUUGGCUUAAUUCCUUUUUUUCCCCCCCUUUUUUCAUUUAAAGGUGUAGCUCCAUUAUUGUAUAUAAAAAGUCUACACACCCCUGUUAAAACAUGCAAAGAUGCCUUCAAAAUAAUGAAAUGAAAUGAAAUGUUUGUACAUGUCAGUAAACAGUAGGAAAUGAAACAAAGUCACUAUUUGGUGUGACAAAUCCAAGGAACUGAGCUGUAAGUGUUUUCGAGCAUCUUGCAGAACCAGACACGGUUCUUCCGGAGACUUUGACCGUCGCACUCGCUUCUUAUUUUUGCAGCGAAACCCAGCAGCCUUCAUUGUGUUUUUUCACAUUGUGAAAGGUGUGUCCUACUACUUAAUAUCCUGCUUUCUUUACUGACAUACAAACAUUUUUCAGUCACAUUUAAUUUUGUGCUGGAUAACUAAUGUUUGGGAAUCUAAAAUGUUUUUGUACCCACCCGAUAAAGUGUAGAAGUCAUAAAAUAAAAAAAUGCAUAACUAAAAAGUUUGUAUUAAACUUUUUUUUUUUUUUUUUUUUAAAAUAGGGUGGCUAAGACUUUUGGACAGGGCUGUAGCAACCAACAACAUGAAAAACAAAAAUAGAACCAGGUGGACGGGAUGACUUACAUUAACCUGGUAGAAUAAGUCUGCACACCCCUUAACUAAUCACUUGUUGAAGCACCAUUUGCUUUUAAUGCAACACUCAGUCUUUUUGGGGUAAGAAUCUACCAGGUUAUCACAUCUUGAUUUGGCAAUUUUAUUCCAAAAAAAAAAAAAAGCUUCAGAUUGAUCAAAUUGCAUGGGGAGUUCCUGUGUACAGCCCUCUUCAAAUUAUUCCACAGGAACAGAAUAGAAUUUGGAUAGAAUUUUGGCCUGGACUCUGAUUGGGGCAUUCCAAAACUUGAUCUUCUUCUGAAGCUAUUUCUUUGUUGACUUGUAUUUGUGUUAUUGUACUGGAGGUGAAAUUUUUCUUCAUCUUCAGCUGUUUAAUGGAGGCCUGCAGGUUUUGUACCAAAUAUAUCACAAUAAAGGUGGAAAAAGACCUGACAUGAUUUAUCUUAAUAUUAGGAAGCUGGGGUCAGCGUGCAGGGUCAGCCAUGAUACAGCGCCCCCUGGAGCAGAGACGGUUAAGGGCCUUGCUCAAGGGCCCAACAGUGGCAGCUCAGCAGUGCUGGGGCUUGAACCCCAAACCUUCCGAGCGGUACCCCAGAGCCUUAACCACCAAGCCACCACUGCCCCUACUAGGUGUUAAAGUUGUCCCUGCAUUAAAUUUUGUCCAUAUUUUUUCUUCUGUAUGCCCUGGUAAUUCAGUGAGCCUUACUGUAUCUUCAUCUUAGUCAAUACUCUUACUCACGUUCAUGUAAAUAUGCUUCAACGUGUUGAAUAAAUUGUAUUUCUGGGUUGUGCCAGUCC